Molecule: messenger RNA, 1065 nt
Organism: Paramecium tetraurelia
Lineage: Eukaryota; Ciliophora; Oligohymenophorea; Peniculida; Parameciidae
Exons: 4
Source: RefSeq, a predicted model, not a curated record
AUGAUUUUGCCUAUCAAAUAUGAUGAUUAUAGAGAAUAUGAUGUGAAUCGUUAAUUGCAUGAUCAAGCAAGGGAUUUCAGAUUGGUGUAAUAGGAGCUUCUUAAGUAGUAACUCUAGGACCAAUAGUUGGAAAUGGAGAGGAGAAAGAGAUCUCUAACAACACAAAAAUAAAGGGAGGAACUCUUAUACUUGGAAAAUUUGAGGAAAGAAAAAGAAAUGCAAUAUCUCAUGGAAGGACAAAACAAGUAGUUUAUCAGGAAGGAUUUAUCAAAAUGGUAUGAAAAUUCACUAACUAAUUAAAGAAUCAAUCAAGAAUAACUAAGAUAAGAAAGAUAAUAGAUUGAAUAACAAAUCAUUGACACUGCAAAGCAAGGGCAAACAAUGGCUGAGUCCUUUGAAAAAUAAAAGAAAGAUUAUUAUCGAAAAGUGCAGGAUCAAUAAUACGGUCAGGUGUAGAUUAAAAAGAUGAAUGAAAUGAAUUAUAAAAAGUUUGACUAGGCGGUUUACUAGGAAUAAGUUCAUCAAGAGAAUACAAAAAUAUAAAGGAAGUUAGACAAUUACAAAUAAUACUAUCAGAAUGUCCAAAACAGACAGCAAUAAUUAUAGGCAAUGUAUUUGGAAAAUUACAGAGAUCCGAAGCAAGGGUUAGAUGACAUCAUCUCUAAAAAUGUUUUGGAAAAGUAAUAGCAAGAUGAGAAGCUAUACAGAUAUUAGAAGGAAUUGGAAGAUGUAUCUAAGGAAAAGUACAGUUCGAUACUUUCGAUUCAGUUGCAAGAACAAUAACAGAAGAGAAGACAGAACAGAAAUGAGGUGAAAUUGAAUGGCUAUCAACAGGCUAAUUCAGUCUAUUGGUAGAACACUGAGAGACAAACCAAUAUCUCAACACCUGUUCGGAGUGUGGUUUCGGAGUAAAACCAAUUAUAUAAUCCACUUACUAAUCCGAAUCCAAAUCAGACCCAGAAUCCUUAUAUACUUAAAUAAUUGGGAAUGAAUCUGAAUGAUUUGCCUACUCCAGCCUAUACUAAGUCGAAGUUAGCUUCAAUGGGAAAGUUUUGCAUGAAUUGA